Molecule: messenger RNA, 822 nt
Organism: Trichosporon asahii var. asahii CBS 2479
Lineage: Eukaryota; Fungi; Basidiomycota; Tremellomycetes; Trichosporonales; Trichosporonaceae
Exons: 7
Coding region: 1-822 (273 amino acids)
Biological process (GO): mRNA export from nucleus
Cellular component (GO): nucleus
Molecular function (GO): mRNA binding
Source: RefSeq, a predicted model, not a curated record
AUGGACAUCGACCGCCCCCUUGACGACCUGAUCCCGAAGCGCAAGCCUAAGCCGCGUUCCAGCACUGGACGUGGCGGUGGCGGUGCGGGUGUGGAGCGCUCAGAGAGGCGCAAGUCGCGCGGCUCGGACGCGCCGUACGCUCGACCCCCUCCCCGUUCAACCGAGGACAAGUGGGUGCACGAUGCGUUCGAGGGACCGGGGCGCAAGCCGUCGCUCGGCGCUGCGGGCCACAUGCCCGUCACCAGCUCGCCGCGCAUCGAGGUGUCAGGGGUGCACUACGAGGUGACGCCUGAGGAGCUCAAGCGUAUUCGAGCAGGCGGGGACGAUCACCCACGGCCCCGAGAUCCGGAGUACGACCGCGCUGGCCGGUCCACGGGCGUCUGCAUCGUCGAGUACUCCUCGCCGGCGCAGGCCAAGAGCGCGUUGAACCAGUUCGACGGCGCCAUGAUGAAGGUGCCGCCAGGAGGCUCCCGACUCGUUUUCUGCCAGCCGCUUCGGCGUAUCUCUCCACAGAUCCUUGCAAGCUUCUAUGAGCAGCAGACGAUUACGAUCAAGCUGAUCGCACCUCCCCGUCCGCGCGGCGACAAGAAGAAGAAGUCCGUCGACGGCAACUCGGGGCAAUCGCUGCUCGCGCGGCUGGGCCAGUCUUCUGGACAGUCCAAGCAGCGCGAUGCUCCUCGAAACGACAGAUCGGACAGAUCUCGGGGUGGUCGUGGUAACGCGCAGACAGGUCAAGGACGGGGAAAGCGCGCGCCGGCGUCGGCGGCGGACCUGGACGCCGAGCUGGCCGGGUUCAUGAAGAGCGAUGAUGUGGCCAUGUAA